Messenger RNA from Pocillopora verrucosa, 2046 nucleotides. The record is from RefSeq and is a predicted model, not a curated record. NCBI's taxonomy places the organism in Eukaryota, Metazoa, Cnidaria, Anthozoa, Scleractinia, Pocilloporidae.
AUGCCGUCAACUUUUCAAAUUCGUUUUGUGGUUUUGAUAGCUACUCUGGGUCAUGUCGUGGACAACUCGCCAAGCUACCGUAACAGCCCCGGCAGUGAAAUACGAUGUAAGUGGAAUUGUUUUGUCCACAUGGCUGAUCUAACGAUGCUUAAAAGAGAAAUGGCGAAUUCAACAACAGCGAACAACAAAUUAAUCAAGCUUAGCGUACAGUACGAGAAGCUAAUAGACGACAAAUGCACGAACAAGAUGUCUGUUAACUCAAACGAAUCCUCUUCUGAACAUUGUCAAGUCUGUUUGGUAAACAAACUACUCUCUAACUCAAUGACAUCGAAUAAAAGCGCGAUAAAUACAUUUCUUCGCAAAGAACACAGAGAAAUACGUGCCAUUUGUACUUUGAAACCAGUGAGGACGAUUGUUUCCAGCCCUAUGGACUACAGCAACCGUUCUUCUGCCAUUUGUCAUCUUAUUAACUUAGAACAUGAAUUUGAAAGCAUCGAUUUUCACGCUGUGGAAACAGAUCCUCAUGGACUGUGCAUGAAUUUUACCAUACCAGACAGGACGAACAGCACUAAACGACUUCAAGGAGCUUUGGAUCUCAGGAGAUGGCCAAAGAUGGUGUUGGAUUUAUUCUCUGAUGUAUUCCUCUAUGUUUUUGCAUAUUACUCUCUGGCCUUUCUUUGUCUGCUCUACCCGACGGAAAUCUUGCAAGAUGGCGUUACUCAUAUAAUUAUUGAGGGAGCAAGUCCCGUUAGUCUCAGGAGCUUUGCGGGAAAUUAUUUCUUUUCUGUAAAAGAGGGAAUUUGGUGCAAGGCAAAAACAUUCAUUUUGAGAGUUGUUAUCAUACCUCUUCCGUUUAUUGUCAUUGCAACCGUCUUUGCCGAUUUUGAAGUUAAUACUCUUUCAACUAUUUUAUUCAUAACGUUCGGUUUUUGCUAUUGUUUUCAGGCUUUUCACUGGUCAUUUUUCUCGAAAAGGUCAUCAAUAGCAAAGUCUUGUUUCAUUUGUGAUCAUUUUGGGCUAGAAAUCCUUUCCCGUCACGAUAAACUUCCUCAGUUUAUUACAUACCAUUUGCGCCUCCAGCCUUUGAUCUUGGCAGAAUAUUGGAGGAUUGGCAAAUCCGAUAUCCUAAAUUAUUUCAAAAUGUCUGUCACGGUGAUUCCUUCCUACAGAUGCUCUAAAGAUUUUGCGAUUCGUCUUGUAUUAUUUAUCUCUCUGUUGCCCUGUAUACCCGUUUUGGCAGCAGUGUUAUUUAUUUAUGUAGGUUUUUUAACUUCUCCUGUAACUUCCUUAUUUACGUAUCAAUUCAUACCGAGACUGCCUCCAAAUUCAAAAAUGUUGAUGCUAUUAUUCAUAUUAAUUCAUAAUCACCUCUUCCUAAUUAUUUCAUGGAUUGGUGCCGUUGUUCUUUUGGGAUUAGCAGCUCGUGGUGCUCAGAAUGUUUUAGUACGUGUUUUCCUUCUCUCUCUCUCAGAGGAACAUCUUCCUUACGUGGCUUGUUUCGUUUCUGUCUUGUAUUACAUUUGGUCAAGCUACAGCUCUUUUACAGAAACAUACCACGAGCUUGCCCUGACUUUAUACGAUUGCCACAAGGACUCAAAAAGAACCCAAUUUCGAGAUGUCCCUUCCACCUCUGAUCAGCUGCCAGAACUACCUAACAAUACACGCGAUCUUGAUAACGUGAUGGCAAUUCCAAAAGAACUCUUCGGAAUGGCAUGUGAAGAACUUUUGCCUCUCAGGGAGGGUGUCUAUAAAUUAAUUUUGAAGAUCACAAUGAUCGUUUCUACUGUGUUUACUGUGUUUUCAUGGGUGACAGCGUCCAGCUUUGACACGACGCCUUUGAUGAAAACUUUGUUAGCGUUUUUCACUUUCGCGUUUCCCAAGAUCGUAGACAUGUACAUUGAUGGAGAAUGGCAGAAAAAAAUGCGAGAAAGGGUUAUGAAGGAAAAGGUUUCAAAAAUUGUGGACAAAUUCAUCAAUGAAACUUCUAUGACAACUCAAGCACAAAGGGACAGAAUUGUAAGCAAUGGCUUUGAGACUGAGCUUUAG